UAGACAUGUGACAUUCUUUUCUAUAAAUCUGUAUGAGAAUAGGUCGGGGUCAGUAAUCCUCACACGCCCCCCCUCAGCCUGGAUAUAAAACCUCCCCGGCCUCUCGGACGCGCGCUCCACUCUCACACCAUGUUCCUCCUGCAGCUCCUCAGCAGUUUGUUCACCGCGCUGAUCGAGGACAAGCAGAAGCCGAAAGCAGGCACCUAUGACCUCUCGCUGUUUAAGCGCGGGGAUCUCCUGGAGGUUCCCAGAACGCUCUUUACACAUUUUGGGAUCUACCUGGGCAACAACCGCGUGGCUCACCUCAUUCCUGACAUCCUGCCGCUGAUCUCCGCCGACGAGAGCGCCGUCUCCAAGAUGGUGACCAACGACCGGCUGAUUCUGGGCGUGAUCGCGAAAAAGGCCAGCGUCCGCGUGGACUCCGUGGAGGACUUUGCGUACGGAGCCGAGAUUCUGGUGAACAGCAUGGACGGGGUGUGCGGCCGGCCGCCGCUGCGGGGCGAGGAAGUGGCCGGGCGCGCGGAGAGGCUGCUGGGAUCCGUCAGCUACAGUCUGCUCUGGUUCAACUGUGAACAUUACGUCAUGUUCUGCAGAUACGGAACCAGCAUGAGUUUCCAGACCUACCAGGUGGAGAUGAGUGAGAGUAGUACAGAUGAGUGUGGAGGGAGUCAGACAGCCGUCUCCACUGAAGCUGCGCUGCUCGCCCUGAUGGAGAAGACCGGCUACAGCAUGAUCCAGGAGAACGGGCAGAGGAAGUACGGAGGUCCACCACCAGGUUGGACGGGUCCUCCUCCUCCCCGAGGCUGUGAGGUGUUUGUGGGGAAAAUCCCCAGAGAUAUGUACGAGGACGAGCUGGUGCCGUUGUUCGAGCGCGCGGGACGCAUCUAUGAGUUCCGGCUGAUGAUGGAGUUCAGCGGAGAGAACCGCGGGUACGCCUUCGUCAUGUACACCACCCGAGAAGCGGCGCAGCACUCCAUCACCCUCCUCAACAACCACGAGGUACGACCGGGGAAGUUCAUCGGCGUGUGUGUGAGUCUGGACAACUGUCGCCUCUUCAUCGGCUCCAUCCCUAAAGACAAGCAGAAGGAGGAGAUCCGAGAGGAGAUGAUGAAGGUGACAGACGGAGUGGUGGAUGUUAUCGUGUACCCCAGUGCCACCGACAAAACUAAGAACCGAGGCUUUGCGUUUGUGGAGUAUCAGUCUCACAAAGCCGCCGCCAUGGCCCGCAGGAAACUCAUCCCAGGGACGUUCCAGCUGUGGGGUCAGACUAUUCAGGUGGACUGGGCGGAGCCUGAGAGAGACGUGGACGAGGAGACGAUGCAGCAUGUGCGUGUGCUCUACGUGCGUAAUCUCAUGCUGCACACGAGCGAGGAGACUCUUCACGUGGAGUUCGGUCGUCUGAAGCCCGGCUCCGUGGAGCGCGUGAAGAAACUGACGGACUACGCCUUCAUCCACUUCUACUGCCGCGAGGACGCGCUCGCCGCUCAAAAGUCCAUGAAUGGCAAACUCAUCGAUGGCUCUCGCAUCGAGGUCACGCUCGCGAAGCCGGUCCAGAAAGAAUCGGGUCGACGAUUCAGAACCCGAGCCGCGCAAAACGGAACGCCGCCGGCGCUGUACGGCGAGUCCGACCACCACCUGAUACAGAACCACGACGACUCGGGGAUCAGCCUGGGCUCCGGAGCGAUGAGCGAUGGGUUCCCCCCUCACGCCCUCGGCCUGUCUCCUCAUCUCGGUAGCGGGUUCUCCGUCGAGCGAGACCGCUGCAUGCACCCGUUCCUUCCCGGGUCCAGUCUGGUCCCAAUCAGUCUGCAGAUCCUGAAGCCGAGUCAGUUGAGCUCCGCCGUGUCCCUUCUGGAAUAUUACUGCCAGAAGAACGGCUGGUCCCUCCCGGAGUAUUACCUGUACACCGCCGCUGUGGGCCCCUGCCCCGCCCCCGCCCAUGAAGGGAAGACCCUGCUGGUGUACAAGGUGGUGAUCAGCAGCACACACAGCAGCUUCAUGCCCAACAAGCUCUGCACCGUCCUCGAGGACGCCAAGGAGCUCGCCGCCCACAACGCGCUCUGGAACCUCGAUCUCUCGUUGUACAACACAGGUUCCCCGAGCAGUUUCUCCCCCCCCGCAGUGGCCCAGAGGGCAGGUUUGUUGUCGUUUGCGUGCCGAGCGGUACCUUACCCAGCGUAUUCGGUGGCUCCAGUCUCACCCCCGCUGUCCGUCUCCAGCACCCGGAGCUCUCGGCUCUACCUUCCCGGCGCGUCUCCUUUCUGACAAGCGACGGCGCGAGAGAUGACCUCUAGGUGUUAUUCAGUUGUGUUGUUUUUUUGUGUCUACUCAGUUUUUGUUUUGUUCCUCUGCAGGAUUUCCUGAUUGUUACAUCUGCUGUUUUCAGUGUCUCUAAAAGGCUUUUUUUCUAAAGAGCAAAAAAAAAAAAAAAACAGUAUUAUUAUUAUUAUUAAAAAUAUCAAUUAUA
Molecule: messenger RNA, 2467 nt
Organism: Clarias gariepinus (North African catfish)
Lineage: Eukaryota; Metazoa; Chordata; Actinopteri; Siluriformes; Clariidae
Product: probable RNA-binding protein 46
Exons: 6
Coding region: 130-2265 (711 amino acids)
Biological process (GO): retinol metabolic process
Cellular component (GO): nucleus
Molecular function (GO): mRNA binding; phosphatidylcholine-retinol O-acyltransferase activity
Source: RefSeq, a predicted model, not a curated record